Molecule: messenger RNA, 6072 nt
Organism: Dendronephthya gigantea
Lineage: Eukaryota; Metazoa; Cnidaria; Anthozoa; Malacalcyonacea; Nephtheidae
Exons: 7
Coding region: 760-5127 (1455 amino acids)
Molecular function (GO): protein binding
Source: RefSeq, a predicted model, not a curated record
GGCUUGAAAUAUAUGUUUUUAAUUUUCAGUCUUAUAUUGAAAAAUUGUUCGACGAUAUAUUAAGUUUAGGACGAUGGCACGAAAUGACGCUGCAUGUUUUGAGAUUUUGUCAUCUUUUUAUUUUCAACGCGAUAUCGAAAGCAGGGCAUUUAAGCUGAGAAGUUGUUAAUUGGAAUUCGUGGAAACGUCCUUUUUAUAUAAGUUAUAUACUAUAAAAUGAAGCAAUCUUUUACUUUAACAGGGUUAGAGAAAGACGGACAAUUUAAAAAAGAAUAAAAAUCUUCUCCCAAAAUCUGCCAGCGUGGAUUAAUUUUGUGCGCAGCAGGAGUCGCUUUGAGCGAUCUCAUGAAAUUAUGAUAGUUUUGAGACAUGCAUUAAAAUAUGAAUGUGUAGCUUGGUUACCAUGCAAAUUAAGAAAGUAUAAAAGCAGCUUUGUCGUGAGAUGUUUGAAUUGUGAGCACUGCAUAUGUGAUCGAAACAUUUUAAUCAGUUUGAUCUUAUUUUUUCCGGCGAAAUCUAACAUAUUGAUAGCGUUAUAUAAAUGAGUGCUGACAUGCAGCAAUGAGCCUAAUAGACCAUAUAAUCAGCAUUUCAUGUUAUAAUUCAUCUAUCUCGUUUAGAUUGUGAGCUAAAAAGUGAAGAAUAUAUCAUCAAAUUGAGCAAUAAGACAGAGACGUCGACAUCUCGAUCCGUCCUAAUUAUCAAAGUGAAGGAUUUGAAAUAAAAAUCAAGACGGCACAUACAGCUUAUAGUCGGGGUAUGAUACUGAUUUUUACCGAGUUUCUAAGAAAAUCAACUGAUACAGGAAUUGAGAAAGAGAGCUUCAGUAAAAGUCAAAAUUGGAAUAUUCGUGCCUUGGCUUUUCAGCGAGCAAAAAUGUCUGGUAUACCAUGGGAAAGCGAGGAAAGACAAAACUUCAUUCGAGCAGACUACAUUGUCAGUGACGUUGUGAGGAAGGAAUUAAGAAGUUUCUUUAUUCGGGAAUGGAACAAACGUUACCAGGCUUCUCUUGGAGCAUGGGAUGACACAAAAGCAAGUGGUAGUCAGUUGUUUAAUCUCGAGAAAUCACGGGCAAGACCAAAUAAGUCCAUGCUUCAGUCCAAAUUUAAUCACGGAGAUACAAAUGAGUGGGAUUGCACUGUACUUUUUGAUGCAAUUCUUUUUUCCAAAUCGAUUGGUGCAAGCCUUAAUCCAACGCAAAAAACUGAAAUCGAUAAUCUGAGAAAACUACGAAAUGAAAUAACUCGUGAAACUGAAAAAACGCUGGAUGAUGCCGACUUUCAAACCAAGACAACAGAUGUUAUAAAUGCAUUGAAUGCAUUAGAACUGUCAAGCAAUGAAGCCGUUCGAAUUAAAAACCUCUAUAAAUCCUUCCAAAUUCUACUUCCCAAGCCAACUCAUGAAGUCGUGUCUCAUUCUGACAAGAUACACGAGAUAAGAAAAGAUCUUGAAAAGUUGCGCAGCGAUAACGAUGGCAAACUUACAUAUUUUUACAUCUCUGGGAAUCCCGGAAGUGGAAAAUCUCAACUCGCCAGACAAGUUUGUGAAGAUAUUUGGAAAAACGUUCACGCGAAGCAUGAAGCAAUGUUUGUAAUGACAUUGAACGGAAAAGAUUUAGAUUCUCUUUUAUAUUCCUAUGAAGAUUUUUGUCGUAAGCUAAAUUGCAACGAAAGCGUAUUAAAAAAUCUUUUGAGCUCUUCUAAACCAAAAGAUGAGAAAAUCAAAGAUUUGAGAUCGCAAAUAUCCAGCAGAAUUAAGCAUUGGAAGAAGUGGUGGAUUAUCGUCGACAAUGUGGAAAAUCUCGAGCUCAUUUACCCACUACUGCCUCUGAUGGGCGACGAUGUUUGGAAUAACGGUCAAAUCAUAGUGACGACACAAAACAAAAAUGCAGUUCCUUCCGACAGCUUGUCAAGUAAACAUAUUUCACUUAGUCUCGGUAUGAAUGACCAAGAGUGUCGCCAGCUUCUUGCCCUGUUAUCAAGAACUGGUGUCAAUGAUUCAUUACUAGAUGAGGUGGCGGAGAAGUUAGAUCGUCAACCACUGGCAAUGGCUGCCGCAGCCGCGUAUAUGGGCCAAGUCAUCGAGAGUCUCCCAGAUUUUUCUUGGCGAGUUUACUUAGAAAAGCUUGAAAAAGGGAGAAGAGAAUUAACAGAAGAGCGUCUCAAGCAGACAAAUUCAGCAGCAUAUUCAUCCACCAUGAGUGCAGCUGUGCUUUUAGCUGUUACAAAAUGUGCGGAAGAAAACAAAAUUCUUGGACAUGCAUUCAACCUUUUCUCUUUAAUAUCGUUUGAACCACUACCACUUGAUCUUGUUGUGAAAUACAUUCAGCAGGAAGAUGAAGAGUUGGAUGCUGAGGAUAUCAUUCUUCCAAUAAAACACUGCUCGUUGUUUGUUCAUGUUGGGAAUAAGGAGAGCAAUAUCCGUCUUCAUCGGGUUGUACACGAAGCAGUGAAAAUAUUUUGUCUUCCGAAAGAACCUAAAAUUGAUAAUACUUCUGAGAGCGAAGUUCCAAGAAAAAGAAAGAAAACAAUCCAUAAUCAUUUAGAAGCAGUAGCUCGGAAAGUGUUAAAAACAUUGUAUCACUUCGAGGAUCGGAAAGAUAAAAUUAAAUUGAUUUCACAUUUAAAAGCAUUUAACGCAGAAAUUAACAAACUCUUUCCAAAUGAUGGGUUAAAUAUAGCAGGUCUAAAUCUUGAAACAAUAAGUGUUUAUCAGUUCUUUGGAGACAUAUUAUGUGACUUUUCCGAGUUUAAACUCUCAGAGGAAUUUCUUCAACAAGCAAUGAAAAUGGCAUUAGAACAAUUUGGGCCAAAUGAUAUUAACCUUUUUGAUUGUUACAACUACCUAGGUGUUGUAUGUAAUAAGAAGGGAGAUCAGAAACAAUCUUUGGAUUAUCAUCAAGAGGCGCUGAAAAUUGUUUUAGAACAUUUAGGAUCAAACGACAUUAAAGUUGCUGUUUCAUACAACAAUCUGGGUAGUGUGUUUUUUACUAAAGGUGAUUUCGAACAGGCAGGUGAUUUUUAUCAACGGGCACUCAAAAUUGAAUUACUACAAUUAAAACCGAAUCAGGUUAACGUUGCAGCUUCAUACAACAACCUGGGAAAUGUGUGUAGUGAAAAAGGUGAUCUGAAACAAGCUUUGGAUUAUCAUCAAAAAUCGCUGGAAAUUAAAUUAGAACAAUUAAAAGAGAACCAUAUUGAUGUUGCUGACUCUUAUAACAACCUUGGUAAUGUUUGUUGUGACAAAGGCGAUCUGGAACAGGCCAGUGAUUAUUAUCAACGGACCCUAAACAUUCGAUUAGAGCAAUUAGGGCCAGAUCAUGUUGACGUUGCUCGUUCAUACAACAACCUGGGUAUUGUGUGUCACAAUAAAGGUGAUUUGGAGCAAGCAAGUGAUUAUUAUGAACGAGGCCUGGAAAUUCUAUUACAACAAUUCGGACCGAGCCAUGUUGACGUUGCUAGUGCAUAUCUCAACCUGGGUGGAAUUUACUACAAGAAAGGCGAUCUUGAACAUGCUGAGGAAUACUAUCAAAAAGCACUGAGCAUUCAAUUGGAAAAAUUCGGACCAAAACAUAUUGAUGUUGCUAAGUCCUACCAAAACCUAGGUUCUGUAUAUCAUGAUAAGGGUGAUCUUAAACAAGCUGAGGAAUAUCAUCAACAAGCACUGAAAAUUCGAUUCGAAAUAUUAGGACCAAAUCAUUUUGAUGUUGCUAAGUCCUACCACUGCCUGGGUGAUGUAUAUUGUAAAAAGAAUGAUCUGGAGAAAGGCGGCGAAUAUUAUCAACGAGCACUGAAAAUUCAAUUAGAACAAUUAGGGCCAGAUCAUAUUGACGUUGCUACUACAUACAGUAGUCUUGGUAUGAUGUGGAAUAUUAAAGGUGAUGAAGAAAAGGCGAUUGAAUACUAUCAACUGGCGCUGAAAAUUCGUUUAGAAAAAUUUGGAGGAAACCAUGCUGAUGUUGCUGCUACUUACAGAAAGCUGGGUCACGUAUAUAUUGAUUUGGGUGACGAAGAGAAAGCUAAAGAAUAUUAUCAACGGGCAGAUCUUAUUGAUAAAGGUGAUCAGGAAGAAUCGUCUCCAAAAGUUCCAGGCGAAAUUAUUACAUUAACAGGGUCAAAAGAUGAAUGGUUUAAAGAAACCAUAUUGGACGAGAAUUAUGACAUGAAAGCUGUUUAUGUGAAUGAACUGAGAAAUGAAAGGCUCUCUUGGCUGAAAGAUUUCUCCAUUGGUAUUAAUAAAGAAAAAAAAUCAUGGCAGAUGUGCAUCACUUACGCUCGAAACACAAAACCCUGCAUGCAAGAUCUAAAGAACGUGUUUGGUGAUAACAUUGCUCCGUUUGUUAAGUUUACCGAAGAAAGCGACGAUAAAGAUGAAUAUCUUCAAGGACCUAGUUCUGGUGAUACCCUCUGCUUAAGAAAUAAUGACAUAGAAAAUCGCGGGACCUUAACCAUCCUUGCCAACCAGACAUCAAAUCCUGGAAAUCGCUACGCGGUCACUUGUUAUCAUGUGUGUUACUGCCACGAAAAUUUUCCAAAUGACAUUACUGAACAACACAGGAGACUGAAGGACGACUGCUCAAAUGACGCGACCGGCUGUAGAAGAACCGAGUGCUAUUACAUACAUGGAAAUGAAUUCGAAUUGGGAGAAUUCGAGUGUGGUUUGUACGACGACAGCAACGAUAUUGCUCUCAUCAAACUGACGCCGGGGCUAACCUUAGAUCGCGCCAUUGCUCUCCUUGGAAAUGGUGUUCAAUCAGAAUUAUUAAGUAAACAAGAAGUCGGAAAUAUAUUCGAAAGGUGCAUGGCUGAGGGUAAAUUACCUACAGUCAAAAAAUAUGGUGCGGUGACAAAUGAAACACAAGGGGAACUUCAUUCCAUAACAUCAAUGAGGCUAUCUGACGGCAGAAAUUUGGGUUUUUAUGGAAUUCAAGAAACACGUGAAGGUGCCUUUGCCGAGAGAGGCGAUUCCGGCUCCUUGGUUUGUAUCAUAGAUGAAGAUAAAAAAUUACCUUUUGCAAUGGUGUGCAAUCGCACUGGUCAGGUCUUUUAUUGUUCAAAUUUACGCAAUAGUUUAGAGGCAUUAAUAAGAAGGCAUGAAAUGAUGAACAUUCAACCUAUCUUAAACUGACAAACAACCUUGGGUUAAAUUUAUGUAAAAUUCACAGAAUAUUUAAAGAGUUUCGUGCACGAAUGCUCAGUAUAUAAAGAGCUGGUUAAGGUGAUCAAAAAGGCUUAUCUAUCUUAUCUUACACACUGUAGACCCUGUCGAAGUGUCCUAAAAAACCUCAAACUGUUGAAAUCACCCAUAACAUUAAUGUAAUAGCUGGAGUUUGAAUGCCUAAGCAUCCUGUUGGGACCAACAAAAAGUAUAAAUGUUUGUCAUAAGCAUUUUAUGCGUGAUGCAGUUAAAUUUGUUUGUGCAAAUUAUUUUAGUAACAAAAUUCACACUUUACAAAUAAGGAUAGCAAUAUUUACAACUCAAGCACCAUCACCUUCGACAAGUCAUGAACUUUCCGAACAAGUCAUUCAAAUUUUUACAAUAGGUGAUUUCAAUAGUUUGGGGGGUUUGGGGGCACCCUGUUAGCAUUCAUGAAGCGAAUUUUCAGACUUGCAAAAAGAGUUCACCCUUCCUCCGGUAGGAUUUCAAGUUUCGAAAACCUUCCUCAAAUUGCCGUUACGACACUGAAUCAAGUGGCAACCAGGAUAAAGAAAUAUUUGGGUUUUUUUGGUACAUGCAUGUGAUCAAAUAGAGUGUUCAACUUUGAACCUUCCUCACAAACCUCAUUCAAAGCAAAUCUUCCUCAAGGGUGGUACUCGUGUACCCGCAACUUUUUUGCAACUCUGCGAAUUUUAGUCUAAAAGACAGGAAUUAAUUAUUAUCACGAUACAUGCAUGAUAUUUUUUAUCACGCAUCACCACUUUUAUGACUAGUAUUGGACACUGUUUUGUUGUAUUUGUGCGCACUUUCUUUUCAAAAUUUCCCAAUAAAGUAACUGUAAAAUGCACAACGUGUCAGAGUCAAGCUCUCUUGGUGAUUACAUCAUAAUUAUUACGUCAUCUAUCCAGCUUUUGU